This is a messenger RNA of Rotaria sp. Silwood1, 8721 nucleotides long. NCBI's taxonomy places the organism in Eukaryota, Metazoa, Rotifera, Eurotatoria, Philodinida, Philodinidae. The record is from the annotation of a GenBank genome assembly.
AUGAAUGAAUCAAUAUUAAAUCAUUUGUUCCUUCCACAUUAUCUACCAUCGUCUGCCGACGAUGAUUUUUUAAUUAAAUCCAAUCAUCAACAUGAAUAUAUGAUAUUAGAAUAUAUGAAAGAAUAUUUGAAUCUGUUUGAAUCAACAAAUGAUACGAAUAAAUUGUCAAUAUUUUCAGUGCUCAUUAGUUGUGUUAAACAUUGGUCUAUUUUACAAAAUCCUCAAACUUUUACCGAAGCGAAUUUACAAUCCAUUAUUACGCAAUUAACUCCAGGAAGUUUUCUUCCACUCUAUUUCCAUGCUCAGAAUGCUGCAAUUCUAAUUGAAAUUGAAGAAAACAAUAUUCACCAACCAUUAAUUUCAUCUUGGCAAGUCUUAUUACCAACUGCAGAAAUUACUUCUUCUCUUGUUCCUCAUCUCUCUUGUUUUCCAGUGACAACAUACAGAUUAAAUGAUCGAUCUCACUUGAGCUCCCAAGUUCAUUGUGAAUUGUUGAUGGAUUUUAUGUAUAACACCAUUGAAUAUUCCAAAUCUUAUAAAGCUUAUCGGCAAGUAGAUGAAAUACGUGAUGUACCAGAAUCACAUUAUGUAUGUCAAUGGUGGAUUCAACAAUUUCAAGGAAUUAAAAUAGAAAACAAUUCUAAUCUUUCUAUCCAAUUUAAGAAAAAACAUCGUGAUCAGAUCAGAUGGAAUAAUGCCCAGAUACCUUUUCGACGUUCUGGCUUAUGGAUGACUAUCAAAGUAGUAUUUCAUAUUAUUCUCUCUAAACACUAUCAAAGUGCAGCACUAAACCAUUAUUAUUCAGCUAAAGGUUCAACAGAUCCAAUAGGUUAUAGUCGAUUUAUAUUAACAUCUUUAACAAUCAUUCGCUCAAUGAAUCAAAAAUUAUGUAACGAUCCAAGAUUUGAACGACUGAAACAACAUUCAAUUUAUAUUCCUAAUCUUAUGAGCCUAUUUCAAUUUUUGGUCUUGCCGAAUCGAGAUGAUAUGAUUCGAGUUCGUGAUCUCUGCGAUUAUUUCCAUGAAUUUAGUAAUAAAUCAUAUCCCGAUCUUUUAACAAAUAUAGAUUGUGCCAAUGCAUUUGGUGUUUAUUAUGCUUCUGAGUCAUCGACAAUGAACGACAGUAUAAAGAAAAUUAGAGCUCAAGCUGAAACGGAUAAACAACAGAAAAUACUGGAAGUCAACAAUGCGAAAGAAAGAUACGCACGCCUUACGAAUUCAAUAGUCGACCUUUCUUGUUCUUGUGGUUAUGACUAUGAUCAUCGCUAUUAUAGGACAUGCGACAAAUGUCAAAUUAAACAAGAAGCGCAAAGCAUUAAAGUAGAGAUUUACGAGUGUCCAUUACCAUCCAAACACGAACAAGCACUGGCUGUUAUUUUUGAAUUACAAAUGCCCAUUGAAAUUCGAAGUUAUCGUGAUAUCAUCUGGCAAUUUGUAAAUCGACCAAAACCACACCCAGAACAUCAAAUGUAUGAAUGGUUAAGUGUUCUUCCUCAUACCAGAAAGUUAGGACCAUACUAUACAGGUCCAAGCGAUUGUAAAGUGAAAGUAGUAUCAUCCACUUCACCAGUAACCCAAACUCACUAUUCUUGUCCACCUUCCAUUGAAAUCGCAUCCAUCAGUGACUUUUUAUUCGAAAAUAGUUUGAAGGCUCAAAUUUCACCCACACAACCAAUUGAAUUCAAGGAUGAAUGUCGUAUAUUAACACCUCAACUUAAUCAUCCUGAUUACAAACAAUUACAAUUUACGAUAGAUACCACACAAUUCGAACAAAAUCAUGUCAUUGCUAAACUAUCGGAUUGCUCGGCAUGCCUAAAACCUACCCAAUUUGUUGAAUUUGGUUCAUUUCGAUCAGGUCAUCGUUUACAAUGGUGGAACUUGUUAGCGAUGCUUGAAAUGGAUUCGUUGCCUAUAGCUGAAGAAAGUGUAACAGUACUGAUCACACAUUCAAUAUUGCAACAUGGCCCAUUGAAAAUAGAUCAACGUUCACCCUAUCAUCGUUUAGAUGAUUGUGAAUUAAAUUGGCAAAACGAAUUGGUAUUAGUAGUAGUUACAAUGAUUACUAUGAGAAUGUUAACUAUUUGUAAUUCAACACGAGAAGAUAAAGUUGCUAAUUUAGCAAUAAAAUGUCGUAGAAUUGGUGAAAAAUGGAUUGAUCUUAUUUCAGAAACUAUUCAAUCUAUGUAUUCUUUAGCUUUUAAUGAAGCGGAAAAUCUCCGUUUAAAAAUGGCAACUAUUGGUAUCUCAUGUACAUUAACAUUUUCAACUCAUUCAGAUCGAAUACACUGUUUAUUAUCAUCGAAUGAACAUGUCGUAUCUCUACUAAAAGCGGCAACUACUAUUCAUGAUAAUAUAAUUCUAAACAAGACUCAAUCUAAUAUAAGUACAUUUAUAAUAAAUCUUAUGAGAUUUAGCGAACGUACAUUAGUGAUGGUACAGCCAAUCAUCGCCGAAUUUCUUCAAAAAACUUCCUAUCAAAGUUUAAAUAAUUUCGCUGCAAUCUAUUGGGCUGUCAUUAGAAGCAAAGGUACUAUGAAUGGACAAUGGCAAAAACGAACAAAAGAUGUUUAUGAUGGUUGGUAUGAUUGUCGAUAUGAGUCAAGAUAUAUAUCAAUUAAUUGUAUCAAAGGAACCUUUUUAAUCGAUAACAUGACCAUAGGAUUUUUAUCUGAAAACAUUACAACUAAUGAAUUAUUUCUACGUGUAUUUGGUAAUCAUAUAUUUGAAGUACAAUUAGCUGAAUCACCUAAAACUUAUAUUACUAAACAUUCCUAUCAUGGUAAUGGAAAAGUUCAAUAUGAAUUUCAUCUGAAUGAUCAAACCAAGAACUUAAUAAUUACUGAACGACAUAUAAUGACAAAUGAGACAUUUCAAUUGAUUCCCCAUAGUCAUUUCCAGACAGAACUGCCCGAUACUUUCGUCUCCAGAUACAGUCAUUGGCUAAAUACAAGAAGCCAAAUAGUCGAAUUUCGACCUAUUCAUUUUAAAGAAGCUGAUUUUUUAGAUUAUAAACCUUAUGUUCUAUCAUUAACAACGGGAUAUAUUGUUACUACCGAUAUAAAUAAUGAACAAAAAUUAGUUAAUCAAUCAUCGACAUUGUUUGAAACUUUAUUUACUCAAUACUUUGUACGUUUGGAUAACAAGCCCUAUGUUUAUAUGAUGAGCGAAUGCAGUUCUCAAUCUGAUAUUAUUAUUCAUAUCCAUUUAUCUCGUUUAGGAAUUGCUUUUAAAUACAAUGCUACAACAAAUAUCAUAACGUCUCGUGAAUAUUCAGAUAUGUGCAUCGAUCAAGAUCAAUGGUUAGGAACAUUAACGGGUUUGACAUCUGGUCUUCUUUUAUCACCAUUACCAGUCAAUCAUUGCAGAUUGGAUCAUUAUCCAUAUAAAAAAUUGAUUGUACCUUUUGGCACGAUUCUAUGCGCAAGAAAUCAGUACAACACUCAUCAAACUGUUACCGUACAGCGACCUUCUUCAAUGUUGUUCUCUCAUCAAUACUUUGUUUUUAUUCUCAACAAUCGUUUAAAAAUACUUCAAUCGACAGAUAGUCCUACCGGAUGGCUUUAUUUAGCAUUGUUACAUGCAAUGACGUCUCAUCCUUUACCAGAUCACUAUACUGGAAUGACUGGAAUGGAACGAGCCUUUCAAUUAUUAUAUUCAGCUGGUUGUUGGUCGGAUGAACCAUUUGAUGAACUAUCUUUAAAUAUUCUUGGGCGAAUUGCAUCUAUUUCACCCAAAGUCAACUAUUAUCCCGGAUAUCUCACUUGUAUGGAAAAAAUAGACUGGAAUUCAAAUGGUCUACCCUAUUCGAUGCAACAUUUUGGUUAUUAUUUAAUAGCAAAAAAACUAAUCGACAGUAGUCAACUAUUCAAUUUUAUGUAUCCAUCACUGAUGUCAAAUGAGACGCCGAAACUAUUUGAAGGAAAAAUAUACAAUGAAAUGUUAUUGAAAAAACUAUAUUGCGACUAUCGAGAUUCAUAUAAUCCAACAGCUAGAUUAUCUACAGAGAUGGAGGCUGACAUAUUGGAUACUGGCUCAGUGACAUUAUAUCAUCCGGCUUCGGAAUAUUGUUCGCAUAUCACUAACUACAGUGCUGUUCGUCUUGUAGACGAUCUAUAUAAUAAUGGAGAUGUAGAUCUUAGAGACUGUUCGAAACAGCAUUGGUUACCCUUGUCUCAAUGGCUGGCUGUUCAAAAUGAUUUGAAAAAUAUUUGGAUUGGUUUAUUAGAAUUGGCUAACCGUAUUAAAACAGAAGCAGAUGGGAAGAAUACAGACGACAUUCAACGAUUCGAAGGCUUAAUAAAAUUUCUUCAUUAUAUCUCCGGCAAACGUAAAACCAAACCAUUUUAUUUGCAAAUGUUAAAGACAGCAUUGAAGGCUCCCACCAUAUCGUUAACAUCCAUUGAAUUUCCUCGUUUUAUUUCCUAUGAGAAUAUUGAAGAAGUUUCGGUGCUAAAGGAGAAUGUCGAUUUUAUCAGUGAUCUUACUUCACGUCAAAAAAACACAAUUAUUAGAGGUAUGAAAUACUGUUUCGCAAAUGAAGAUAAUUUCGAAGAUCACAACAAUCUACUAUCUCGUCGAAGAGUAACUAAAAUCAACAGGUUAUUGAAAUCAUGGAGAUCUAAUCAAAAACUUCAAUUGUUUUUAAACUCAGUUCAAACUUGUAUCUGUUCUGUUCCGAUAGAACAAUUUGAUACUAAAGUAUCUUAUAAUCCUCAGCAGUUUACACUUGAAUCAUGCAAUGAUCAUUAUCAAAUACGAAUCAAAACUACAGAUAAAUCAAUCGACCCAACACUUUUACGAAACGCAGAACAAAAAUUUCAUCAUCUUAAUUUACAUCCUUUUAAUAAACCAACUAAAUCUAUUCAAACCACUAAUCAACUAAAGGAAUUUUCACAGGGAAUUUUUCCUUCUAUCGACAAUCAAAAUAAUCCUCCAAGUGAAAUUACUAAUUAUUUUAAAAAACAAUUAUCUGAAAGUUGGAACAAACUUCUAUCCGACACUGAAUAUGAAAAAGAAUAUCCUUCUAUUGAAGAAAUGACUCAACUUCUCAAUUUAUUUCGAGGCGAAACCACACACUUAUGGAAUGAGUUAUUCAAAUCUAUUACAGUAUUCAAUGAACAAUUAUUUAAAACAGGUCUAGCUUUACGAAUCAUGCCAACAACUCUCAUACCUCUACUUCAAGAAAAAGAUUCACAUCUGAAAAAAUCUUUUUCAUUUGAAUUGACUAAGAAUCAGUACACAUUACUCGGUGGUAUUAUUGUCAAUUGGACAUUAGAACAACAAAUGGAACGAAGUUUAUAUUUCGCCAUUCAUGAAAAAUAUGAAGAUUUUAAAAAAGAAAUAUCGCAAAUACCACAUUCGAAUUGGAAACCGUCUGAACAUAUUUCUUGGCUAAUCUUAGAAUUAGAAAUGAAUAUAACUAUUCGAGAAAUUCAAAUAAAAGUAGCAAAUCAUAUGAUACAACCAAAUAUGAAAACAGAUGAUUCAACAGUACAAAGUAUAGUGAUGCAAAUGAAUAUGGGUGAAGGAAAAACGUCAGUUAUUUUACCAAUGUUAGCUGUUAAUUUAUCUUCAUCUAAUUCCAGUUUAGUUCGUAUUAUAGUACUUAAAUCAUUAUUUUCGACCAAUUAUCAAUCAUUACGUUAUAAAUUAGGUGGUUUACUUAAUCGGCGUAUAUUUCCACUUGCUUGUCGUCGUGACAUGAAUUUUAAUGAUCAACAAAUUAAUCAGAUUUUGAAACGCUUUGAACAAGGAUUACGUAAUUGUGAUAUUAUAUUAACUUCACCGGAAGAUAUCCUUUCGUUUGAUUUACUAACUAUUGAUAAAUGUCGACGAAAUGAAUUCGAUGUUGGUCGUUCUAUGUUAACAGUUCAACGAUGGUUAAAAACCUAUGCUCGUGAUGUAUUAGAUGAAUCUGAUGAAAUUUUACAUGUUAAAUAUCAAUUAAUUUAUACUGUUGGUGGUCAACAACAAGUCGAUGGAGGUGUAGAACGAUGGAAAACCAUUCAAUCAAUUCUUCACUUAGUCAAAAAACAUGCUGAAGAUAUAUCAAAAACUUUCAAGGAAGAAACUUGCUAUAAAUCGCCUGAACGAAAAAGUGCUUUUCCACAAUUUCGACUACAAUCCCAUGAACCAUUUCCAUUACUCUGUCAAAAAAUUGCAAAUGAUUGGAUUGAUAGCAGAAACUAUCGUUAUAUAGAUAAGGCUACUAUUUUAUCGUUUAUUUUAGAACCAUAUUCAUCAAUUGAACAUCUCAUUAAUAAGUUUCUACGUCUUGAUAUUCAAUUAUUUCUCAUUGUUCGUGGUUUAUUGUCAUCCGAAGUAUUGUUAGUUGCUUUAAAAAAACGAUAUCGAGUUAAUUAUGGCAUCAAUCCAAGUCUUACUUUUAAUCGUUUAAUGGCUGUACCAUUUCGUGCUAAAGAUGUUGUAUCUGAUCAAACUGAAUUUGGUCAUCCAGAUGUUGCCUUAGUAUUAACACAUCUCUCCUAUUAUUAUUCAGGUUUAAAUGAUCUACAGUUAUCUCAAUGUUUUGAUCGUUUAAAUCAAUCAGAAACGGUUCCUGCAUCGAUUUAUGAUCAAUGGAUUUUAUUUGAAGAUGAAAAUGGCAUACCAACUGCUAUCAAACAAUGGAAUGGAGUUAAUUUACAAGAUUAUGAACAACGAACUCGUUAUCUGUUUCCUACUUUUCGAUAUAAUAUAUUAACUAUUAAUUAUUUUCUAGAUUAUUUUGUAUUUCCCCGAGAAGCAAAACAAUUUCCAAAUAAAAUAGUUUCUUCAGCAUGGGAUUUAUCAUCAUCAUUACGAUCAAAAAUUAUUACUGGAUUCAGUGGAACGAAUGAUACACAAUUAUUACUUCCUGUUCAUAUUCGUCAAUAUGAUUUAGCAGAACUUCAAAAAACAGAUGCAAUUGUUGUUAAUAAUUUAUUACAACCUGAAAAUGAAAAAUAUCAAUCUUUAAUCAUGAAUAGCACAUCAGAAAAUAUUUUAAAACAAAUUAUCAGCUACAAAGAAACUAUUAAUGUCAUUUUAGAUGUUGGAGCAUUAUUCAUUGACAGAACCAAUCGAGAAAUUGCUAUUAAGUGGUUAAAUCUAUCUGAUAAAAACAAGAUCGAUUAUGUUGUUUAUUUUGAUAAUGAUUCAAUCGUUGUUUGUGAUCGUCAAUAUUAUCAUUGUCCAUUUAUAAGAUCACCUGCAAGUGAACGAUUGGAUUAUUGUAUAUUUUAUUUAGAUGAAAUUCAUACUCGAGGAACUGAUUUUAAAUUUCCGGUAGGUUUUAAAGCCGCUGUAACAUUAGGAAAUAGUUUAACAAAAGAUCGAUUUGUUCAAGCAUGUAUGAGAAUGAGAAAAUUAGGAAAUGGUCAUUCAUUAACAUUUUGGAGUUCACAUGAAGUUCAUCAACAAAUUAAAACAUUGAAACAUAAUUCACUUAUUAUCAAACAUAAAAGAAAAAAAAGCGAUGGAUUGAUCAAUUUGAUUGACAUCCUUCGAUGGGUCUAUGAAAAUACUCAACAAGCAACUUGGGAUGGAUUACAUCAUUGGGCUGCUCAAAGUUUAAGCUUUCAACGAAAAAUGUCUGCAUUUCGACAUAUUCAAUGGAAUAAUCAACAGCAAUCGUUUACCAAUACGAUCAUGGAAGAAUUGGCUAAAGAAUGUUUAGAACCUGAAAUUAUUGAACUAAUACAUAUGUAUGGUGCUUCGAAAAAACUUCAAACAGUAUUCGAAAUAUAUUAUGCUCGACAUCAACAGAUUAAUCAUUAUUUAUUUCAAGAAAUUGAAAAUGCAGUAUUACAACGAUUACAAGAUUAUGGUGGAACAAAACAACGUUUAUCACAAUUGCUAGAUGAAGAACAACAAAGAGAAUUAGAACAAGAAUUAGAAGAAGAACGUCAAUUAGAACGUCCUUUACCUGCCGUUCCAUGUGAACCUACUCUACACGAGGAAAUUAAACGUUUGUGCGAUAUGAAUAGUAAUAUUAUGAAUUUAAAACAAUAUCCUAAUGUAUUUCGUCAGUUACCCUAUGCUUUCGCAGAUACAACAUUUUUUAAUGAUUGUCAAUCUGAGCAUUGGGAAAAAAAUUUUUGGAUUUCCACUGAAUUUCAACGUGUUAUUAAGACUAAAGGAGAAUCAUUAAAUCCAUUUUUACGUCCUCCACGAUGGAUACUAGUAUACCGAAACAAACACUUAAUUUUUCUCAGUGCUCUUGAAGCCAAUUGGUUGAUAGGUCGUUUAAACUUUCUUUAUCAUGAACGACAAUUCAACAGCCCAUCGAUGACUACAUUACGUUUACUAUUACCUCGUAUUAAACGAAUUCAAUCAGUCUUUGUGAAUACUCCAACUCUUACAAUUCCUCCGUUACUUGGACAUUCCAAUGACGCUGUUACUUUCUUCAUACCACUCGAAUGGUUGGUUCAGUUAUUUAUCUUUAAUGGUACUCUUUAUUUUGAAACGGUUGAUGAACAAACAGUAUAUUGUCAAUGUUUAAGUUUAUGUCCCAAACCUCGAACGAAAAAAGAAGAAAAAGCCUUUGAAAAAGGUUGGAUUGAUGUUGAUGGCUUUGUCAGUAAUACUGUACAUCGUCAUACAUUAAAAAUAUGUCAAGUUCGCUUUCCUCUCAAUCUACUAACAUUUGUCAAACAGAUCACUGAAAAUCGAAAUAAUUCACAAGUAUCCAUAUCAUCACAUGUUGGUAGUAUUAUUCUUAAUUCACUCAAACUUAUUUAA